Balaenoptera musculus (blue whale) is the source of this 881-nucleotide messenger RNA. Its product is annotated as epidermal retinol dehydrogenase 2-like. Gene Ontology annotation, biological process: retinol metabolic process; retinal metabolic process. Gene Ontology annotation, molecular function: all-trans-retinol dehydrogenase (NAD+) activity. Lineage: Eukaryota; Metazoa; Chordata; Mammalia; Artiodactyla; Balaenopteridae. Gene Ontology annotation, cellular component: lipid droplet. Bases 138 to 866 code for a protein of 242 amino acids. The transcript is spliced from 6 exons. The record is from RefSeq and is a predicted model, not a curated record.
UGGACGUGGUCUCCGGCGGCGCGGGGAUAAAUCCGGAGCCUCGCGAGGCUGAGAGCCAGUGACGCGGGACCCGCGGCGCAGCAGACCCGACUUCUCGGCCGCAGCGAGGGCAGCGCGUUCCGGGUGUCAGCCAGAACAUGGCGCCCAACCUGAACUCAGUCAAGAACUUGUUCGUUUUCUUAGGAAAAUCAGUGUUUGCCCUUCUGGAGGUUAUGGUUUUUACCUUCAUCCCAAGGCCACAGAAGAGUGUUGCUGGUGAAAUCGUACUUAUAACAGGCUCUGGGAGUGGACUUGGAAGGCUCUUAGCCCUCAAAUUUGCCCGCCUUGGCUCGGUGCUUGUUCUCUGGGAUGUCAGCAAGGAGGGGAAUGAGGAGACCAGCAAGAUGGCUUGGGAAGCUGGAGCCACAAAGGUUUAUACCUAUACCUGUGAUUGCAGCCGGAAGGAGGAAGUGUAUAGAGUGGCCGAUCAGGUUAAGAAAGAAGUUGGAGACGUUUCAAUCCUCAUCAACAAUGCCGGAAUCGUAACAGGCAAAAAGUUCCUCGACUGCCCAGAUGAGCUUAUGGAAAAGUCUAUCGAUGUGAAUUUCAAAGCACAUUUAUGGACUUAUAAAGCCUUUCUACCUGCUAUGAUCGCUAAUGACCAUGGACAUUUGGUCUGCAUUUCAAGUUCAGCUGGAUUAAUUGGAGUAAAUGGGCUGGCCGAUUAUUGUGCAACUAAAUUUGCAGCCUUUGGAUUUGCUGAAUCGGUAUUUAUGGAAACAUUUGCCAAGAAACAAAAUGGGGUCAAAACCACUAUUGUGUGCCCAUUUUUUAUCAACACUGGAAUGUUUGACGGUUGUACUACUGGAAGGACCAGAAAUUGUUGAAGGGGCAUAAAUACC